GUUUCACUUCAGUCGACGCUCGGCCUUCAAACGAGUUGGUCGUACUUCUUCCAGGAAGCUCUGUGACUGUGUGUAUAAAAAAAAGACUGAAUAAAAUGAACUUUUAUUAAUUAAAUAGUCUAAUUUUUAAGUGUUGUGAUGGACCUCUGUGCCAAAAUGUGGGGGGAGAGUAGCAAAAACUGUGAGAUGAACUGCCAAUGCUCUGGACUCAUAACAGAGAGCUUCAAGAUCAACUCCGGCAACAGCGCCACAAAGAGGAAGCAAGAGGAGGCACUGUCCAACAACUACAGAGUCCGGACACACCCGCACACCCUGGAUUUCAACAGACAGUCUCCGGUCAGCUCUCCCAUCUGCACUCCGUCCAAGAGGAGAGUGCUGGGGGAGAUACAGAACUCUCCAUUAUUCAGGCCAAAAGACUCGCCGACAAUAGAAAGGCUAAAGAACACACCAAUAAACAAACAAAAAUCACCUCUAAUAGACACUUUAUCACCUCUAACAAGUAGAUCAGACCAUAAAAGGAAUAAAAUAUCAAAAAUAUCAAGAAUAUUUGAAGAACGAUCAAGAUACAAAAUGGCCAACAAAGAAAACAAUUCAAACUUAUCAGAAACAUUCAUAAACUUUGAAAAUAAAGAAAACCAGUCAAUGACAAUGUUCAACAGGCUGGCCAGUAAAGACAACCAAUCAUUACCUCGAUCAGAUUUGUACUAUAAAAGAGACGAAUCAUUAAAGCUAUCAGGCAUGUUCAAUAAAUUUGCCAGCACAAAUAACGUCAGCAAAUCAUUAAACAUGUCAGAGACUUUCGUUAAGUUGGACGUUGAAGAAGAGACUCGGGAUUGUAUGUUCGGUGCUCCGUUCCCUUCCAGCUCAAGAAAGAGCAACUGGUGCGCGGCUAAGCUGGAUUUCACAGACACAAUCCAAUCAAAACCAUUCGAAAUGGAAAACGAAACAAAAAAUAUCGACAUGUAUGUGCCAGAAAAGGAGGAGAGCAUAGACCCAGAUUUUGAAACACUACACGACUUGGAAGAAGAGUUUGACUGUAACAAUUUUGACGAGUGUUCAAAAUACGAAAUAAUUUCAACUGACAGUCCCAAUAUAAUAUCCAGUGGACGAUCUACUUCAAGGAAAGUGCACUCUAGGAACUUUGACUUUGGAGCACCCUUGCUUGAUAGUGAAAACUCGACAUGCUUCAACAAACCUAACGCCAAUGCUACACGAAUGUUGAAUUUCGAGGACGAGGCAUUUGAGUUUACCUCACCAGCCGUUAAAACGAACAGUGCAUCUGUGAAGAAAUCAUUAAAAUCAUCAGUAAAACACAAUGUCUCUGUAAAGAAAUCUUUAAAAUUCUCAGAGACACCGACAAAAACUCUUUUCAGACAUGAAAGGAGUGAUUCGAGUAUUGGAUCUAUGUCUAUGUCGUCUAUGUCUCCAGUGUCAACUAAACUGAGGAUAUUCCCAUCAGAUUCUACAAUGUCUAUGGAAAGUGGGUUCAUAUCAGAAUUGGAGGAUCCGUUUUUGGACUACGAGAUAUCUAAUUCCCCCAAAAUGGCCAACUUCAAUGAACUGCUAUCCGGACAAAUUAAAAAUAGUUUUGCGGAUAGCAAAUUAGUACUAUCCAGAAAUACAGACAGGAUAGACGAUAUUGAAAAACAGUUUGAAUUCCCUAAAACAAUGAAUUCGGAUGAAGUUGACCAUAGUCGAGUUAUUGAUGCCGAAGAAAUGACUGAUGUACCAAGUUUACCAGACAAUGAAAUAUCUGGUUUAAUUAAUGAUAGUAUAACUGAAAAACAGCUAUUAUCUGGUAAUAUUAAUGAUAGUUUUGUAGAAAAACCGUUCAAUUUAAGGAGACCAUUGCAAAGGAGUUUAAGUUUCAAUCCUCAAGUGUCCAAAGCGAGGGUUUCUCUGUUCUCCAUCAAAGAGAGUCCGAAUCAGGAGAAAAAGAACAACAAGAGAGUUGAAAGGAGUGAAACAGAGAGCAUGUCAAGUAAACGGAGAAGAUCCAACUGUCAGAGUCCAGAAGUGGAGAAGCCGGUGCGGCCCGUGCUGCAGAGAGCCUUCUCAGAGAACCACGCCUCUAUCAUGUCUGCGAUGAGCCGAUUCGAAGCCGAGCCGAGUCUGAUAGGAGACUUCACUCUCCCCUUCGCCCUGCCGCUGACCUCCGGAGACCACACCGACCUCAAGUCCAUCUCCUGUGACACCCUGGCCGGCCUGCUCCGGGGAGACUACUCGGAGAGCAUCAGCGAGUUUCAGGUGAUAGACUGCCGCUACCCCUACGAGUUCGAAGGGGGUCACAUCGCCGGCGCCGUCAACCUGUACACCCCCGAGCUGGUGCAGGCGCUGGUGGAGACGCCGCGCACCCUGGCUGCUGGAAGACGCAUCCUGGUGUUCCACUGCGAGUUCUCGCGCGAGAGGGGGCCCAAGCUAUCCCGCUACCUCCGUUCCACAGACCGUGAAAAAAACAGAGAGAACUACCCCUCGCUCCACUACCCCGAGGUAUACCUGCUGCACUCGGGAUACCGCGCCUUCUACCAGCGCUACCCCGAGCUGUGCUCCCCUGCAGGGUACACCGCCAUGCUGGACCCUACCCACCGGGUGGCGAUGAAGAAGCACCGGUCUUUCAGCCAGCCGUCUGCGUCGGUCAGCCAUCGGAGGAAUAGGUUCCUGCUGUGAAGCCUUUAUGUGCAAUUUGACGUAGUAUGUAUCGUGCUCUACUCGAAAAUGUCAUGGUCUACUCGAAAAUGUCAUGGUCUACUCAAAAAUGUCAUGGUCUACUCGAAAAUGUCAUGGUAUACUCGAAAAUGUCAUGGUCUACUCGAAAAUGUCAUGGUAUACUCGAAAAUGUCAUGGUCUACUCGAAAAUAUUUUUGUCUACUUUAAAAUGUCAUGGUCUACUUGAAAAUACAGUGGUCUAUUAGAAAAUAUCAUGGUCUACUCGAAAAUAUCAUGGUCUACUCGAAAAUAUCAUGGUCUACUCGAAAAUAUCAUGGUCUACUCGAAAAUAUCAUGGUCUACUCGAAAAUAUCAUGGUCUACUCGAAAAUAUCAUGGUCUACUCGAAAAUAUCAUGGUCUACUCGAAAAUAUCAUGGUCUACUCGAAAAUAUCAUGGUCUACUCGAAAAUAUCAUGGUCUACUCGAAAAUAUUAUGGUCUACUUUAAAAUAUCAUGGUCUACUCGAAAAUGUCAUGGUGUACUUAAUAAUAUCGUGUAGUCUCCUUCUAAAUAUCGUGGCAUACUCGUUAUUAUCGUGGCAUGCUCUGCAAUAUCGUGGUUUACUUAGAAAUGUAUUCUGUGGUCUACUUGUAAAUAUCGUAGUAUACUAAUAAUUGCUGGGAUUUGAUUAAAAAUCCUGCAGUUUACUCGAAAAUACCGCGAUCUACUUAAAAUCGUGGUCUAUAAAGAAAUGUAUCUUUAUUUGAAAAUGGUGAGGUCUAUUCAAAAAUAUCGUCGUUACCGAAAGAUAUCAUGGUCUUUUGGGAAAUAUCGUGGUCUAUAGGGAGAUAUCGUGGUCUAUUAGGAAAUAUCAUAAUAUAUUGGGAAAUAUAGUGAUAUAUUGGGAAAUAUCGUGGUCUAUAGGGAGAUAUCGUGGUCUAUUAGGAAAUAUCAUAAUAUAUUGGGAAAUAUCGUGAUAUAUUGGGAAAUAUGGUGAUAUAUUGGGAAAUAUCGUGGUCUAUUGGAAAAUCUCUCGGUCUAUUGGGAAAUAUCGUGGUCUAUUCCAUUGAAUAGACCACGAUACGUUCUCCUAGAAAUAUUCAGGUCUUCGUAAAUAUUAUGGUCUACACUGCAAUAUCGUAUUCUGAGUGUUUUCUACUUACUAAAACAUUUCAUCUCACUAGCUCUAAAAGGGUUGCUUUUUUUUAGUUUUAAUGUAAUUUUGGGGUUGUAGUUAAUCGAGUAGACCAUUUUAAAAAAAUAUAACGAUAAAUAUAGAAAUUUUGAAUGCAUUUAAUUAUUAUUAAUAACUUUUCUAUUAAGCGGUAGUAUAAACAACGAAAUAUUAAAGACUUAUAAUAUUGAACAAAAAAAAAUAUUUUAGUUAUAUAAAAAUGUGAAUAUAGUAAAAAAAAUAUGCCAUAUUAACUAUAUUAUUAUUAAAAUUAAGUACAAAAUAGUUAUUAGACAAAACAACCUCCCACCUCUAUAGUUUUUAAAUUAUUUAGUUUAUAGUUAAAAAUUAGGCUACAAAUAAAAAUAUAUAUUUUAACAACUCAAACCAGAAUUCUGAAAGAGAAAAAAAAAAUAAAACAUUAAAAAAAUGUAUAUGUCACCGGAAAGUAACAAGAUCCGUAAGUUUAUCAAUUUACUAGGAAGUUUAUAAACUUUCGUAGGAUUCUAAACGGGAGAUAAAUUGUAUUAUUUUACGUCCACAUUUUCGUAAAUUGAUAAAGUUACUGAACUCACUCGUAAAAUAAUACAAUUUAUCUCGAAUUUAGAAUCCUACGAAAGUUUAUAAACUUCCUAGUAAAUUGAUAAACUUACGGAUCUUGUUAUUUUCCGGUGACAUAUAUUUUGUAUUCCGACGAAUUUAGUUUGGUUUGGUUGUAAUUCAUACUGUGACUAUCGCGUUGACGUAAACGCGAAUUUAUAUGGAAUUGAAACAGUUGUGCCACUAGAUGGCGUUGUAAAUUCCUUAGAAAUUCGCGUUUACGUUAACGCGAUAGUCACAGUAUCAAACUGCCACUAGGCCCUCUGAACUGGUGGCAACUUCGGCAGUGACUAGUUAUCAACCUACCGGCAAAGACGUAUCGCUACGCGAUUUAGCGUUCCGGUACGUUGCCGCGUACAAACCGUCAGAGGUGGAGUAAACUUCUUCAAUUAACAUCAAGUUUUAAUUUCCAGUUUACUGCUACAGCCAAAUCCAAAUUACAUUCAAAAAUGUAUUAUAAUUUCUGAAAUUUAAACAUCUGGGAACCGAAUUGCUAAAAUUCAAUGAUUUUAUACUAUAGAUAUGCCAGCGCUAACUAUCGAAACUGAGGUGAAUAAAGUCAGCCAAUUAGCGUGAUUGCUUUUACAGCUCGUGCGCUGUAGCAUGGUGCGGGUGACAGUUCGUUUCAUUGUUGAAAGUUUGCCGCGAUUCACGAUAAUAGUACGUAUUAUGAUCGUCAUAUAGGCGACUGUCACCUGCACCAUGCUACAGCGCAUAUGGUAUAGUCACAUAGUAGACAACGAAAGUUACUGAAGCAUAAUAAAUACCUAAAUAUUGUCUAAAAUGUCGAGUUGUGUCUUCAGGAAUUGUAAAAACUAUACACAUAAAUGUAUAAUAUAAGUAAACAUAAAAUUAUGCAUGUCUGUGCGCAUAACGUAUCUAAAAGUAUCAAAUCAUUGGCUAAAUUAGAGAAUUUGUCAAUAUCACACACAAUAUCUAUAAUAUAAAAAUAGUUUUUAAAAAACCUAGGUCUAUACUGAGCUUUAAAAAGAAUUAAACAGUGUGCCGUUUGAAAAACUAAAAAUUAAUUUAGAUUUAUUGAUAAUAUUAAUAUAAUGUGUAAAUAUAUUAGAUAUUACUACAUUUUCUACUUUCGGAGGACAGUUUUAGGUUUUGGUUGUAAAGUUGCACAGGUGUUUGCGUGUGAGGAACUAAAAAAAACGUCAGCAAAACAUAAAAUUAUUAAAUUAUUAUUAACAUAAUAUUAUUUACGUAAUGUAAUUAACAAUUAAAAAAAUAUAUUAUUUUUAAGUUAAACAAUGGCUUGUGGUUUAGUUGUAAACGCAAUCCAUUUGUAUCAUGAUCAUAUUUUGAAAAUGCGUUUCUUUUUUGCUGACGCUCCUUUCACACGCAAACAUGCAUGUCCUAUCAUACUUCUACAUCAAAACAUUAUCGGAAAAAAUGGACUAAGUAGGCUUUACAUGUGACAACGUCAUCUCGUGAAACUAAAAUGGAAUCUAAAAUAUUGCUCUCUCUAUCUUCCAAUAUUGUAAAGAAAGAGAUAGCAAUAUUUUCGAUUCUCAUUACGGGAUAUUUCGUUGCGUUCAUCCUAGGCCUACUGCCAGACAAAUGAGCCCAAACUCGAUGGGUUUAUGUUGUUUUGCUUAGGAGUUCCUAUGGCUAUCUUCCCAUUCCAUCAUCUGAUAUGGUACCAUAAUUUGGGUCCAUACAAAUAUCAUGAUGCUGUACUAAGCUUCCAAUUUGAAUUAUGAGACAAAUGUCUUAGCACUAGCUGACGCCGCGCGGUUUCACCCACGCGGUUUCGGUUCCCGUUGGAAUACGAGGACAAACAAACAAACUCUUCAGCUAUAUAUUUAAUUAGUAUAGAUUCCAUGGAUUCUCCAUACAGGUGCAAGGUCCAUAGUUUGACAAAGAGAAUUCCAAGUAUAUUCAAGACUUGUGAUCCGGAUGGAGGGUUAAGGAAUUCCUUUAUGACAUGUCAAUAUUCCACCCUCGUGUGUCAGUCAUUUGAUAGGAUCCUACUAGAGUAGCUUGUAAUACAUGUUCUAAUAUAGAACUUGCUGCAAUUCUAUUGCCAGACAAAUGAGUACAAACUCGAUGGGUUUAUGUUGUUUUGCAUAGGAGUUCCUAUGGCUACCUUCCCAUUCCAUCACCAGCUAUGCACCAUAAUUUGGGUCCGUACACACAUGAAGUGGUACUAAUUUAGCUUCCAAUUUGAACUAUGAGGUGUAUAUCUUAGCAUUCUAUGGAUUCACCGUACCUCCAUUGGCAAAGAGAAUUCCUAGCAUAGCCCAGCAUGACCCGGAUGGAGGGUUAAGGAAUUCCUCUAUGAUAUGUCAACACUCCUCUGUUCGUAUUGUCUUUGCCCAGCCAUUUAAUAGGAUCCUACUAGAGUAGUUUUGGAUACUUGGUUAUUUGAUAGGAUCCUACUAGAGUAGCUUUAGAUACUCGGUAAUUUGAUGGGAUCCUACUAGAGUAGCUUUGGAUACUCGGUCAUUUGUUGGGAUCCUACUAAAGUAGCUUUGGAUACUUGGUCAUUUGAUGGGAUCCUACUAGAGUAGCUUUGGAUACUUGGUCAUUUGAUGGGAUCCUACUAGAGUAGCUUUGGAUACUUGGUCAUUUGAUGGGAUCCUAUUAGAGUAGCUUUGGAUACUUGGUCAUUUGAUGGGAUCCUACUAGAGUAGCUUUGGAUACUUGUCUAAUAUAUAACUUGCUGUUCUAAUGAUUCCAACGUCAUGAAACAGUAAUAUUUGGAAAAACACAGAAAUGGACAAAAUUUCGGCAAUAUAAUACGCUUUCUAAUAAUUAUAAUAGUAUAAGAAAUUAUGUUAAGUUCGCAUUAUGUUUAAGGGAGAAAUGAUUUAUUGAUAUUAUAGUUUUAUUAUUUUAUUUAAAUACAUAAUUUGAAAGUGAAUUAUGUGGGUAGUAUAAGUUCACAUAUAAAUAUUUUUAUUUUUUUUUCACUGUGAUGUUUAUUGUCUGAGCACUUUCAAAUUGUAAUUCAUUUUAGAUUUUUCGUAUCAGUGACGUCACUUAUGCAAAAGCCAAACUGGAUGUGGAAUGUUUAUCAACAAACAAAUCACAGAAUAAGAAUGAUCCAGAAUGAGUCUUUAUAAGCAGUGCGGUGAAGCCGGUGAAACCCAUAAAAUAAAACAAAAGUUACGUGUCUCCUUGACAUCCGCAUUACAAACUUUUUCCAUAAUAAUAUUUUUCCAUAUAAUAAUCAAUAAUUACCAAUAAAAAAAUACUCCAUCUUAUUUUUUUAGUUUUUGUGAACAGUUUUUAAAAUAUUUAAAAACAUAAGACGCCAUUUUUCUUGAAUAAUAUUGAAAGUUACUGAUGCGACGCUUCGUGUCGUAAUGACUCGAGAAUGUAUUCGUUUUUGAAUUUUGUAUUUGAAACGGCUACGACACCGUCGUGUUCCAUGCGACUCUAUCUGCCUAUUAUUCUUUAAUCUGUGAAACAAAUUAAAGACCAGUGUAUAAAUCGCUUGUCAUUUGACACUUAAUAAUAAUUUUAAUGAACUUCAUACGUGAAUGUCAAUAAUUUGAUUAAUGAGAUUUGAACAAUUAGACAUAGGUUAUAUAUUUUUAAUAAAAUUAUAUGAAAAAACAAUAUACAAAUUUAAAUAAUAUAGGUGGGAAAUGACGUACGUUUUUCUUAAUUUUUUUUUUUAAUUUGUAUAAACAUUCCAUGUUGAGUUUGGCUUUAGUGGCGAUGCAUUUUGGAAGUCUAUGGCACCUUUAUUUUUUUAAAUAGAUAAAAUCUGGUCCAUCUAUUACUUAGUCUGCUAUGCCCGCACUUUGACAUUUUUUAAUUGGGUUUUAAUUAUGUGACGUCAUUUAUUACUUGGUUUGUCGUAUGUGACCUUCAUUUUUGUGAUAUUACAAUGAUUUGCCUAUUGUGUUAGUAAAUAAAUAUUGACAGUAAUAUUGACUAUAAUAUUUACCAUAAUAAUGACAAUAUUUUUGUAUUUGUGCGGGUAAUUUGCAGUUUUGCGUUAAAAAUGUGACGUCAUAACUAAUCCGUGCUCAGACGUCAAACGAGUUAUUGAUUUUUUUUUAUUAUUUUGAGAUUUUCCGGGAAAUCCCCGCGAAAUUUACGCUUACUAGAAUUAUGUUUUAUUCCUCUGUAAAUAAUUUUCUUUUUUUUUUGUAAUUACUAAUAUUAAACUUAGUUACAGCAUGUUUCGAAAUUUUAUUGACAAAGAGAAUAAAGUCACAUUUUUUUUUAAUGUUUUUUUUAUGUUUCCAUACAGUGUGCCUAGUGGGAGUUUUCAAUAUUUUCAUACUGUUACUAUCGCGUUGACGUAAACGCGAAUUUAUAUGGAACUGAAACAGUUGUGCAGUAGUGCCACUAGAUGGCGCUGUUUCAAUUAUAUAGAAAUUUGCGUUUACGUUAACGCGAUAGUAACAGUAUCAAACUAGGCCCUCAGUUUGGAGAUCAUUCAUAGACACAACACAAGCAUAUGUGAACAUUUGCUGUUAUUCUAUACUUUGACAAGAUUUUGAUGUCUUAAGGUCGUUUUUAUCCGACUUUCCGACAAUUCGUCGGUUUUUUUUAAAUAGAGGAUCCGAAUAUAAGACGACUUUUACCAUCCUGCAUUUUAAUUCACUAACUUUGACGUAUGCUUGUUGACAUAUUUGAGAUUGUAUGUAACAAAUGUCAUCCGGUGCUUACUGGAUAUCUUAAAUUUCAGUCCAGGGUAUGAUUACGAGGAUGUUCGGAAUUCAGGACUGAUUUUUUUCACCAUUUUCGUAAUGACAUUUUAACUUAACUCAUUUGCAAUAUAUUUAUUUAUAAGAGUAUAUGUUUUUUUUAGUAUAUGUAUUUAAUUUAAUAUAAAAAGAAGCAUCCAGUAAAUAAAAUAAAAGUCGUCUUAUAUAUGGGACAUUUGAAGUAUUUGAAACGAUAGCUAUUGUAAAUAUAUAACAUGGCUAGAGAAUUAUAAAUUCGUUGGUAAAUGAAAAAAAAUAACGACCUUAAGGAUAUAGUGAAAUUAAAAUGCUGUAAAGAUAUCGAAUAAUUCUUUCCGGACAUUAUGGAAAUAUUUUUAUAGUUAAGAUACAAAUUAAAAACGAACUUCACCUAUCUGUUUACUGAAUGAAAAGUGUUUUAUUAACCUAUAUUAAAUAUCAUUAAUAAUAUUUUGUCCAGGAGAUUUUAGGCAAUCAAUUCGCAAUAUAUUUUUAACGUACUUUUGUUAUUAAACAGUUUUCAUCCAGUAAACAGAUGGGUGAAGGUCAUUUUUAAUUUGUAUAUUCUGCUAUUAUUAAUAGAAAAUUUGUCUCAAAUUUAUAUUGUAAUUUAAUAUUAUUGUUUCUUUAACUUUUGGACCGCCAUAAAAUAUACUCUAAUAUAUUAUUAACUAUGUACCUAUAUUUAACAAUACUUUCGUUAUAAAAUAUAGAAUAUAAUUGUGGAUUCUAGAUUAAUAAAUAAAUUAUAAUAAAAAUAACAAA
Bicyclus anynana (squinting bush brown) is the source of this 9844-nucleotide messenger RNA. RefSeq lists its product as uncharacterized. The transcript is spliced from 8 exons. NCBI's taxonomy places the organism in Eukaryota, Metazoa, Arthropoda, Insecta, Lepidoptera, Nymphalidae. The coding region runs from base 139 to 2667 and encodes 842 amino acids. Gene Ontology annotation, molecular function: protein tyrosine phosphatase activity. The record is from RefSeq and is a predicted model, not a curated record. Gene Ontology annotation, cellular component: cytoplasm; nucleus. Gene Ontology annotation, biological process: positive regulation of G2/MI transition of meiotic cell cycle; protein dephosphorylation; G2/M transition of mitotic cell cycle.